This is a messenger RNA of Clonostachys solani, 396 nucleotides long. NCBI's taxonomy places the organism in Eukaryota, Fungi, Ascomycota, Sordariomycetes, Hypocreales, Bionectriaceae. The record is from the annotation of a GenBank genome assembly.
AUGCGAGACCACAGCCGCGAGAUGAAAGAGGACAGGCUAAACAGGGCCAUCGAGGGCUGCUACGUUUACGUUAAUUACCCCAUCAUCCACCGCGAUCCGGCCGUGUAUGGCGAGAAUGCCAACGAAUUUUUUCCGGAGCGCUGGCUGAAUACCAAAGAUGGGGAAGGAGCAAAGGUUCCGGCCGGCUCUUGGAGAGGCUUCGAGAGAGGACGAAGGAACUGCCUUGGUCAGGAGUUGGCCAAUAUCGAGGCUCGCGUCAUCGUCGUCAUGGUUGCUCACCGCUAUGACCUCUCAAAGUCUAGCAGAGGUGAGCUAGAUUUAGAUGAGAUGGACCGCCCUACUUUGAAUGACAAGGGUCAGUGCAAUGUGAAUUCCGAAAUGUACAACGUGAGUUGA